AUGGCUGCAAACAGCUAUCUUGGAGUGCAGUCAUACUUUUCAAGGCUUGCAGGGCCGGCGCUUGGGCAGCAGACUUCCUCAGAUCUCAGAUCUCGCUUUGGAUCCUCAAAUGCAAGUCGGUUCACAUCACCGAGUGGCGGUAGCCCCUCCUCCAGCAUCGCUCAGCACGCUCGUGCAUUUCAUGGCGCCGGUGCCGCGCGGGCCGACGAGAAAAGGCAUUGGUCACCAGACGACGACAAGACGGACCCGAAGUCCACUACUUCCAGCACAGCUCAGAACGCCAAGAAGGAUUCAGAGACCACCGUGACGUCUCAGCAACAGAAAUCAGGCCACCGCACAACGGCACCCGACUCGUCCAGCACCGACCUGACAACAGCAGAACGUGCCUACAACCACUUUGCCAACUACCCAGACUCGCUGCGGCGGCUAGCACUGCGCGCCGUUCCCACAUCGUCCCAAAACAGCCAAAUCCCACCGUCGACGGGCAACGAAUCGCAGCCCCACGAGCAGCAUCGACUACGUCCAUCCAAAGAAGACCUUCUCCGAAUCGCACAGGGCUUUUGGACCCGGCUACGCAUCCGCUUCAAGUGGUUCACCAUCCGUGGUUUCCGCCGCUUCAACGCAGACGACAUCAGCGCCUUCUUCACGCUAGGAGGCUUCACCACCGCCGUCUUCGUCAUCGUCGGUACCACCACCUUCUUCUCGCUUAUUUUUGCCGCUCUCAACGCUCUCAAUCUGCAAGAGUGGAUCGCGCGCAAGAUCGCCGACUACCUCACCGCCGAGACGGGUGUCACUGUUGUCUUCGAGAGCGCCAUCGUUCCCAAAUGGAAGGAGAGCAAGAUCAGCUUCAAGAACGUGUUCAUCUCGCGCCGAGCACACGGCGAUGUCGACUCACUGCUCAAGGAGAGGCGGCAGAAAGCUCGCAAUGGUGGCGGUGAUCGUCCGAACACCACCAAGCGUCGCACCGCCGUCACUGCGGGCGACGGGAUGGCGUGGGAAGGCACGCACUACGAAGAGGUCGAAGAGGUGGCACCGCCCAUGUCUGACGAGGCACGCGGAGAGGACCUCGCAGAGGACGACAGCGUCAACACCAACUACACCAUGUUUGACCUGCAGGUCGAUUCGAUCGAUGUGACGCUUAGCCUGUCGCGGUGGUUCGAUGGGAAAGGUCUGAUCGAGGAUGCGGUGAUUCGCGGGGUGCGAGGCAUCGUGGACCGACGCAAUGUCUUCUGGGACCCUGCCAGGCCGUACGAUCCCAAAGCGGCACGCCGUGAGCCCCGGCAUGGCGAUUUUGAACUCGAAUGCCUCAACAUCGAGGACUUCCUGGUGACGGUGUACCAGCCGAACGACUUCCGCCCGUUCAAUUUCAGCAUCUUCAGCGCGCACAUUCCGAAGCUACGGAAACAAUGGCUGUUCUACGACCUGCUCAGCGCGGAUAGCAUCACGGGCCAGGUCGACGGGUGCCUGUUCAGCCUGCACAAGCCGCAGAACAUCAGCCGAACGGUCGACCGGGAUCGCGAGAUGACCAACUCGAAGUGGAAGACCAUGUCGCGCAUGCGAGUGGACGGUGUCAACUUUGACCACAUCCAAAACCAGUCGGACUUGACAGGGCCGAUCUCGUGGAUCCUGUCGGGCAAAUUUGACGUCGUUGCGGAUAUCAAGUUCCCGCGGGAUCUGGAUGACGAGGCGGACAUCAAUACGAUCAUCAUCGAGGUGUUGGACAACCUCACGGCGGCGCUGUCGGGCGAAGGUCGGGGAGAUCACGGUGACGACCCCAUCCCGGGACAGCACCGAUUGAGCGGGCCUGCGAUCGAGGCGCCCGUCUCUGCGGUGGGUCCCACCGCCGAGCGCGUGCGAAAGGAGAACGAAGAAGCCCGACGACAGGGCUUAUCCCCUCAUCGAACAGCCGCACCAAUCGCCGUGUCAACCGAUCAGCAUGCUCCACCUCUUGAAGAGGACAGCACCAACGUCGACCCUCCCACCGCCCCGGCCAAAUCCACCAUCCCCCCACCCACCGUCGUGAUCGAUAUGGACGUGCGCUUCAAAGACAUCAAAGCAGCCGUCCCCCUCUUCACGCACGACAUCACCUACACGACCAACGCGUUCGUCCGCCCCAUCGUGGCGUUUAUGAACGCCAACCGAACACUCAUCCCGAUCCGCUGUCGAAUCGUCAUGGACCUCUCGGAGUUCGAUGGGUCCCUCGAUCUUGCUCAGACGGGCCUGCUGCCGGUCGUGUCAGAGAAGAUCUACGAGGCGCUAGCGAACCACGUCGCGAGCCAGAAUGCCAGUCGGGAGCGGUUGAAGAAUGUGAGUCUCUGGAGUUUGCAGAUGGGCGCGAAUGCCGCGUUGAAGGGGGUUAUUGUGGUAAGGGAUAUUAUGCAGAGGACGACGGGGACGGCCAAGAGUGCGGGGGGGAGCGCGAAUGCCGGUUAG
Molecule: messenger RNA, 2433 nt
Organism: Kalmanozyma brasiliensis GHG001
Lineage: Eukaryota; Fungi; Basidiomycota; Ustilaginomycetes; Ustilaginales
Exons: 1
Coding region: 1-2433 (810 amino acids)
Biological process (GO): mitochondrion inheritance
Cellular component (GO): mitochondrial inner membrane
Source: RefSeq, a predicted model, not a curated record